Messenger RNA from Morus notabilis, 1111 nucleotides. RefSeq names its product 50S ribosomal protein L7/L12. Gene Ontology annotation, molecular function: structural constituent of ribosome. The transcript is spliced from 2 exons. Gene Ontology annotation, biological process: translation. Lineage: Eukaryota; Viridiplantae; Streptophyta; Magnoliopsida; Rosales; Moraceae. Gene Ontology annotation, cellular component: ribosome. The record is from RefSeq and is a predicted model, not a curated record. The coding region runs from base 441 to 1025 and encodes 194 amino acids.
UUAAACAAAAGGCUGAACAGUUAGAACUUGGAAGCAGGUUUUCCUCUCAUUUUUUUUCCCUCUUUCCCCCGCCGCUCGCCUAUUCCUUCUCCUCUACAGUCUCCACCGCCGCUCCUUCUCUUCUCUCCACCGCCGCUCCUCCUCUUCACGGUGGCCCUCUCUUUCUCUUAGAAGUCACCCACCCUUGCGGCCAUACCUUUAUUUAUUCGCCUCGUCUUCUUCUUCUUCAUCAGAAGUCACCCACCGCCGCUCCUCUCUUCUCUCCACCGCCGCUGCUUCUCAUUUCUUCGUCAGAUCGGCCUUCGUGAAGGCGUGUACUUCUCAUGUCUUUGUCAGAUCAGUCUUCAAAGGCUUGCAUUCGGCAGCCUUGUUUCAGGUCACGUAAAAGUUUGUAGCAUUCUGUUCUUCAUGAGAUAUUGCUCUCAUAGAUACACAACGCUAUGAGGAUUUUCGCGCUCGUUAGAUCAUUUCGUGGCGGUUCGACCCUGCUCUGGAAAGUAACAGGGCCUUUGCAGCAUCGUUCCUUUCAACAUGAUUUCAUUCCGAGGGAUCCAAAUGCCAAGCCAAAGAAGUACAAGUAUCCGGCAUUCUACAACCCAUACGGUCCAAGACCGUCACCCUCAGAGAAAAUCAUUCAGCUUGCUGAACAGAUUGUGGAAUUAACCCCCGAAGAACGCUGCCAAAUUGGUCCUGCUCUAGCACAGAAGCUAACCCUUCCUAAGCUGCAGCACAUAUCGACAGAAGGCCUGGACUUGGGUGCACAAGCAGGGCCGGCUGGUGGCGCCAAAGCUGAAGAGAAGAAAGCGGAGAAGACAGCGUUUGAUGUGAAGUUGGAGAAGUUUGAUGCAGCGGCGAAGAUUAAAGUGAUUAAGGAAGUCAGGGCUUUUACCAAUCUGGGAUUGAAGGAGGCUAAAGAUCUGGUUGAGAAAGUACCUGUUUUGCUUAAACAAGGAGUUACUAAAGAAGAGGCAGCAGAGAUCAUUGAGAAAAUAAAGGCUGCUGGAGGAGUUGCAACUAUGGAGUAGAGUCUCAGUUUCUUUGACGUUUAUUUUUCCAGCAUUAUGAUUUUGGAAAUUUCUUAUAUUCCAAAUCUGAAUUUUUGUAAUGCGGG